AUGAGGCGUGUGGUGCGACAAAGCAAAUUCCGGCAUGUCUUCGGACAGGCAUUGAAGAAUGACCAGUGCUAUGAUGACAUCAGAGUUUCCCGUGUUACCUGGGACAGCUCUUUUUGUGCUGUAAACCCUAAAUUUGUUGCCAUAAUAAUUGAAGCCAGUGGUGGGGGAGCUUUCUUGGUAUUACCAUUACAGAAGACUGGAAGGAUUGACAAGUCUUACCCAACUGUUUGUGGCCACACAGGACCAGUGCUGGACAUUGACUGGUGUCCACAUAAUGACAAUGUUAUUGCUAGUGGCUCUGAAGACUGCAGCAUCUUGGUUUGGCAGAUCCCGGAGAAUGGCUUAACUGCUCCACUUACAGAACCUGCAGUAGUGUUGGAGGGGCAUUCCAAGAGGGUUGGUAUUGUGACAUGGCACCCUACAGCCAGCAACGUGUUACUCAGUGCAGGGUGUGAUAACGUCGUCAUCAUCUGGAACGUGAGCACAUCGGAGGCUGUAAUAACGAUCGAUGAAAUGCACAAUGAUAUGAUCUAUAGUGCCUGCUGGAACCGCAAUGGCAGCCUCAUUUGUACUGCCUCCAAAGAUAAGAAACUGCGUGUAAUUGACCCACGCAAAAUGGAGCUGGUAGCGGAGAAGGAUAAAGCUCACGAAGGAGCUCGACCCAUGAGAGCGAUCUUUUUAGCUGAUGACAGUGUUUUUACAACAGGAUUCAGUCGAAUGAGUGAGCGCCAGCUAGCACUGUGGAAUCCAAAAAGUAUAGAUGAGCCUAUUGCACUACAUGAAAUGGACACUAGCAACGGCGUCUUGCUACCUUUCUAUGAUCCAGACACAAAUAUCAUUUACUUGUGUGGAAAGGGUGACAGCAGUAUUCGAUACUUUGAGAUCACAGAUGAGUCCCAUAUGUUCACUACCUCAACACAUUCAGCAGUAAGGAACCGCAGCGGGGAAUGGGGUACAUGCCAAAGAGGGGACUGGAUGUCAACAAGUGUGAGAUUGCCAGGUUCUACAAACUGCAUGAGAGGAAGUGUGAGCCUAUUAUCAUGACUGUGCCCAGGAAGUCGGAUUUGUUUCAAGAUGAUUUAUACCCUGAUACUGCUGGUCCAGAAGCUCCACUUGAAGCUGAAGAUUGGUUUCUUGGCAAAAAUGCAAGCCCCAUUUUGAUAUCUCUGAGGCAUGGGUACGUGCCAACCAAGAACCGUGAUCUAAAUGUGGUGAAGAAAAAUAUUUUGGGAAGUAAGCCAGCCGCACAGAAGAAGACUGAGCCAGCUAGUACUGCUAAAAAGACACCAGAAGCCUACACCGCUCCAAAUGAUGGCAAGCUAGAUGAGGUGAUGAAGGAGCUGCGUUUAAUGAGGGAGGACAUCAGGUCCCAGGCUGAACGAAUCUCCAAAUUAGAGGAUCUAGUGGCCAGUCUCACCAACAAUGAUGAAUCUGAAGAUUAA
Molecule: messenger RNA, 1442 nt
Organism: Staurois parvus
Lineage: Eukaryota; Metazoa; Chordata; Amphibia; Anura; Ranidae
Source: the annotation of a GenBank genome assembly